Owenia fusiformis is the source of this 2390-nucleotide messenger RNA. NCBI's taxonomy places the organism in Eukaryota, Metazoa, Annelida, Polychaeta, Sabellida, Oweniidae. The record is from the annotation of a GenBank genome assembly.
AUUUCAUACCAGAGGUGCAUAUGUAUUUAUAAUAAGCCGCAGUUGAACUGUUCUCAAAAAUUAGGAAAACAAGAACGGGGAAGUCAAAUUACAAAGUGACUCAGAAUCAAGUCCCUCUCUUCACUUUCAAACAUGGCAGCGAAGGAGUCGCAUUGCGGAGGAGAUGUCCCGAAGAAAGAACAAAUUGCUCUCACCAGAGUUAGGGGUAUCGAUGUGCUGCGAGACCCAUACAUAAACAAAGACAUGGCAUUCACCCUAAGGGAGCGACAGCUGCUGGGUGUCCAUGGCCUCUUACCACCCAGGAUUGAAACUCAAGAUCUACAGUGUUAUAAUAUUAUGCAAAACUUCUACAGGUUUGAGCAUGAUCUUGACAGAUACAUCUUUCUUAUGGGCUUGCAAGAUCGUAAUGAGAAACUUUUCUACAGGGUUCUUGAAGAAAAUGUGGGAAUUAUGAUGCCCAUUGUAUAUACACCUACUGUAGGUCUUGCCUGUCAGAAAUAUGGGCUCAUCUUCAGGAAACCAAGGGGUCUCUUUAUCAGCAUACAUGACAAAGGUUACAUCUAUGACAUCCUAUGUAACUGGCCAGAGCAUGACAUAAAGGCUAUUGUUGUGACAGAUGGAGAAAGGAUUCUGGGAUUAGGUGACCUGGGUUGCUAUGGUAUGGGCAUCCCAGUGGGAAAACUAGCCCUGUAUACUGCCCUAGCAGGUGUCAAACCGCAUCAGUGUCUCCCAAUUUUACUAGACGUGGGCACCAACAAUGAGACAUUACUUAAAGAUCCAAUGUAUCUGGGCCUCAAGCAAAAGAGAGUAACUGGACAAGCUUAUGAUGACUUCAUUGAGGAGUUUAUGCAGGCAAUCAUUAAAAGAUAUGGUCAGAAUACACUAGUACAAUUUGAGGACUUUGGAAAUCAUAAUGCAUUCCGAUUUCUCGAGAAAUACAGGAACCAUUACUGUACAUUCAAUGAUGAUAUACAAGGCACUGCAGCUGUAGCUGUGGCUGGUAUACUUUCUGCGUUGAGGAUCACUGGGAAAACACUACAAGAGAACAAAUUUGUGUUCCAAGGAGCUGGCGAGGCAUCCAUUGGUAUAGCUAAGCUUUUGAUUCUUGCCAUGAAGGAGGACGGUUGUACGGAAGAAGAGGCUGUUACAAAGAUCUAUAUGGUGGACUCUAGGGGUCUCAUCACUAAGGAUAGACCAAGUGGAGGGGUCACUGGCGAGAAACUGCUAUUUGCCAAAGACCAUGAACAUCUUGAUAAUCUAGAAACUAUUAUCAAUAAUGUUAAACCGACUGCAAUUAUUGGUGCUGCGGCUAUUGCUGGAGCAUUCACUCCAUCCAUCCUCAAGGCAAUGGCUUCCUUCAAUGAUCGGCCAAUCAUCUUUGCCCUGAGCAACCCUACCAGCAAGGCAGAAUGCACUGCAGAGCAAGCAUACUCUAAUACUCAGGGAAGAUGUGUCUUUGCAAGUGGAAGUCCUUUUGAUCCUGUGACUCUUGGGGAGAAGACUUUCCAUCCAGGCCAGGGGAACAAUGCAUAUAUAUUCCCAGGGAUUGCAUUGGGUGUGAUAUGCUGUGGUGUAAGGCAUAUCUCAGAGGAAAUAUUCCUAAAGUCUGCAAAGGCAUUGGCAAGUAUGGUUCUCCAGUCUGACCUUGACAAAGGAAGAGUGUAUCCCUCUCUCUCCAAGAUACGAGAAGUGUCAACAAACAUUGCUAUAGAGAUAGCCCACUAUGCUUACAAAUACAGAAUGGCUGCUCACUACCCUGAACCACAAAAUAAGGAUGAGUUUAUUCAUGGACAACAGUACUGUACACAAUAUGAGAGCUUUGUACCUCAGGUUUAUGACUGGCCUAAUGAUGUAGCCAAUCCUUUGACUGAAUAAAUAUGAUUCCAACUUUUGACUUAUAUUCCAGGGAUUGGAUCAAAAUAUCAAGUUUUUUUAUCUAACUAAAGCUAGGGGUGGUCUCAACAGUUGUGGAAAAAGUAAAUUUCUUUGGAGAGGACUGGGGAGGUUCUGUAAAUGACAGUUUCAUUGGUGAAGAAUGUAGAUUUUUAAAAAUGUGAUAGGCAAAUAAGCACUUUCAGAUUUUGUUUUAUAAAGGGUGAAAGGGAACAAUGAUGAAGUUACCUGCAAUGGCACACACGGUAAAGAACUAUUAACUCUUUACCUGUUUACUAGUUAAUCAUCAGCAGUUACAGUAAAUCGUUUUUAGAGUAUUUGGAGUUAGGACAGUGAUAUUUUUCUUGGAAAUCCAUGGUAAAAUUGGAUUUUCAUACAAAAUAAAACAUUGGCACUAAUGAAUAAAAAAUAUAUUCAUUCAUACACACAAGAAAUCACUACUUAUUGAGAGAUAUUGUUUCUAAAGUUAUUUUUAAUAUCUUAUUAUGUUAUCAUUA